GUUCCGGGUGGGAGAUCGGCACACAGACAUACUCCAGAACCUGGCGAGAGGCUCUUGGCAACUCCCGUCUGCCGAAACCCUCCCCCCUUUCUGGCAAAGUUUAGGAUACAAUUCGGCCUGACCUCCUCUUCGCUGGGUAUACGAGACAUUCACCGGUUGACCAUGGCGGAGAACCGCACCGAUCCACCUCUGGCUCCCGCUGGUAACCCGAGCAAACUGCCCGCACCCAGACCGCUGGUAGCAAAACCGGCGCGCAAGAAUUCGUCGCUGGCCUGCAGCGAGUGCCGCGAGAAGAAAACCAAGUGUAUCGGAGGCGUGCCGUGCACCAAAUGUCGCGAACGCAAGACGGAAUGCAUCGUCAACGAGGCAUCCGAUAAGCGUCGGAAGCUGGACCUCAAGCGUAAGAUCCAGUCGCUCGAGCAUGAUCGCGAUCUCUUGUUCCAGCUCGUGAGCACCCUGCGCACCGACGAGAAUCGCAAUGCCUCCGAUGUCCUGAAUCUGAUCCGCAGCAACGCGUCGCUGGACGAGAUCCGCCUCUCCCUGGCGGAGAGCUUAAAUCCCCAGGAUCCGCAGACGCGGGCAGAAGGCCUGGGCCGCAAUACUCGGCAGAAAUAUAUGGACAUCAAUCGUCUGUCGGACAUCCCGCGGUGGCGUGUCUCCGCGCGACCAUGGACUACCGUGACCGACGACGAUGACCUGGUAUCUCAUUUAAUCUCCCUAUAUUUCUCCUGGAAUCAUCAGAUCCUCAACUGGAUCGACCGUGAUCUAUUCAUACGAGACAUGCAGUCGGGCAAUGUGGAUUCGCAGUUCUGUUCCCCACUCCUGGUCAAUGCGGUGCUAGCCAUGUCCUGCUUCUACUCGGAAUACCCGGAAGUGCUGGCCACGCCUGGGGACCCGUCGUCCAGUGGCGUUCAUUUCUACAACGAAGCCAAGCAGUUACUGGAAAAGGAAGAAGGACGACUCCGCCUUACGACUCUGCAGGCCACGGGAGAUAUCUAUGUGAUGACGUGUGUCAUGGGGAAGGAUCGACUCGGGUGGAAGUUGUUGGUGGAUAUUGCAGACAGCGUUCGGGAGUUUCAAUCCAAACGAAACCGACUAAUAUCAGACGCCGGGGAACAAAGCGAGGAAAUGCGGCUCGCCAUAGACAAAACGAUCUUGGGAUUGUUUAACCUCGAACCAACAUCCACUCUAAGCCUCCAGAAACCUCCGGUCAUGAAAAAGCCCGAUAUCAAGCGGUUACCUGAAGACCAUCACCCGGCAGAUGUCUGGGUUCCAUACCCAUUGCAGGAAGACCCUCGACCGGCUCACACUAAUUGUGUCAUCAAUGCAUUGUAUGAUUUGCAGGUGAUCGCUUGGGAUAUAGCGAACUACUUCUUUGGUGAUAAGGAGUCGGAAAAUAACGGAAUGCCACCGUACUCCGAACUCGAACGAAUCAUUGACGAAUUUUACGGUCGCUUGCAGAAUUGGGCGAACAAUGUCUCCGAGUGUGUCUCUUUGGGUCAUACGCCGAACCCAGGGGCUAUAGACCUGCACAUGAGAUACCACGUAACCAUAAUGACCCUCUUCGGCUACCUGAAAGGACACCCAGAAGCCGCCGAAUCCUCCUUCGAAUCCAUCCGACAAGGUCAGGCCAUCCGAAUCAAAUCCGCCCACGGGAUGAGCGACUUGUUGAGCAUCCUGCGCUCCCAAUACCCGAUGAUCUGCAUGCCACUCAACUGCAUGCACUUCUCAACGGUCGCUUUAUUCACGCUAUUCGAGGACCUCGACAACCCCGAAAACAGCCGCGCAUUUGUCAACGCCUGCAUCUCUCUGCGCGGUCUGGCACGUCGAUGGGUCCUGGCAAAAGGGAUGCUGCGACUGGUCCAAGUCACGGCUCUACAGCAAGAAAUUAAUCUCCCCGAGGAAACCCGUAGUCUUUUCCGGGACUUUGAAGCCGAGUCUUGGAAGGUUAAGGAUUAUACGCAAUUUAGCAGUCUGUAUCCGAACUUUGCCGUCACUGUCCAUGGAAACCCCGGUUCCUUGGAGUCGGCGGAGUUGGACCGGUUCUUGGAAAAGUGGGACAACAUGACCCUGUCUGCUGAGACUUCAGAGACGACCACACCGGAGUCAGAUCGGAAGGAUACCUAGUUGUGUAUUGCUUUUGUGAGUAAGUCUAUUUUUGGGAGGAUAAGAAGAAACCUG
This is a messenger RNA of Aspergillus steynii IBT 23096, 2181 nucleotides long. RefSeq lists its product as uncharacterized. The coding region runs from base 163 to 2127 and encodes 654 amino acids. Gene Ontology annotation, biological process: DNA-templated transcription; regulation of DNA-templated transcription. The transcript is spliced from 6 exons. The record is from RefSeq and is a predicted model, not a curated record. NCBI's taxonomy places the organism in Eukaryota, Fungi, Ascomycota, Eurotiomycetes, Eurotiales, Aspergillaceae. Gene Ontology annotation, molecular function: DNA binding; zinc ion binding; DNA-binding transcription factor activity, RNA polymerase II-specific.